Messenger RNA from Salvia splendens (bonfire salvia), 1103 nucleotides. Its product is annotated as axial regulator YABBY 5. Bases 302 to 859 code for a protein of 185 amino acids. NCBI's taxonomy places the organism in Eukaryota, Viridiplantae, Streptophyta, Magnoliopsida, Lamiales, Lamiaceae. Gene Ontology annotation, cellular component: nucleus. The record is from RefSeq and is a predicted model, not a curated record. The transcript is spliced from 7 exons. Gene Ontology annotation, biological process: cell fate commitment; multicellular organism development.
GUAUCAGUCUCAACGACGUCGUUUCACCCCCACCUUUUCCAUUAUUACUCUCUCCAAUCUCCCCUCACGCAGGUGGCGGUGCCUCUCUAGAAAUCAUAAAUCUCUCGGAUUCUAUAUUUCAUUUAAUUUAAUUUAAUUUAAUUCACACAUAAAAUUGCGUGUAUAUAUACUAGUCAGCUGUGCUUGCAUAUUUAGCUCAAUUUCAAAGCAAAGCAACAAGAGAAAAGAGAAAUUAGAGAGAGAAAGAUUUCCCUUUUUUUGUUAAUUUCAUCUCAUUAUUAAUUUCUCUUGGUUGAGAGAAAUGGAUGUGUCCGAGCAAUUGCGUUACAUCCCUUGCAACUUCUGCAACAUCGUUCUUGCGGUGAGUGUUCCAUGCAGCAGCUUGCUUGAUGUUGUGACCGUUCGGUGCGGACACUGCAGCAGCCUGUGGACUGUCAACAUGGCUGCGGCGGCGUUCCCACCGACGCAGCCGCCCUCUUCCUGCCACCAUUUUCAGGCAUCUAACAUCACCACCACUCCAGCUGAGUACAAGGUUGAUCUAGGCUCUUCUUCUAAGUGGAACUACAAAAUCCAGCCUUCAAUUUCGAAGAAGCCUGAGCCCAGGAUCGUGAAUCGACCUCCGGAGAAGAGGCAGCGAGUUCCAUCAGCUUAUAACCAAUUCAUCAAAGAGGAGAUUCAAAGGAUCAAGGCCAAUAAUCCAGACAUUAGUCACAGGGAAGCUUUCAGUACUGCUGCCAAAAAUUGGGCACACUUUCCUCAUAUUCAUUUUGGGCUGAUGUUGGAGACAAAUAGCCAACCUAAACUCAAUGAGGGGUCGGAAAAGCAUCAAUUCAGAAGGACAACUAUACGAAACAAGUGAAAUUGAUGUACAUCUAUCAGCCUGGAUAAACAGAUCUAUGGGAAUUCCUAAUAUAUGGAGAUAUUUUCAAGUUAAAGUUUAUUUCAUUUAAAAAGUGAUAUUAUAUCACGUAUGUUUUUUUUAUGUUUUUGCGUGAAAUGUAACUCUGGUAAUUCCGUAUAAACCAUAUGAUAUUAUGUGUUUAUUUUUGUCGAAUUGUACUUCCAUUCAACACGUGAUUAAAUUGGCUUUUGAUUCUUCUCUA